AUGGAGGACAUUGAACUGGGCGGUCCAGACCUUAUCGAAGCCCGUGAGUUUCCGAUACUCAAAACGUUCAUCGAUCCUACGAUCAUUCUUGUUUCAUCCAAAUUCGACGACACAGUGCUGGAAAAGCUUGAUCCGGAGCGAAGAAACAUGGGCGACGGAGACAGUGCAGUAUAUGGUAUGCCUGCACUUCGCUCGGCUCGCCCUGUGUCUGAGUUCUCCUAUGAUUCGGCCAGGAGUCGGCUUGUCAACCUCAAGCUGGGUCACGAAGACGGACCAAGAAUCACUUUUAUGACUCCUGGAGAUCUUACUGCAGAGAGCAGCGAAGAUUGCAUGGCUGGAGAUGGUGCUGUGGAAAGUCGUCAAGGACAGUUGCUAAGACUGGCUGGUUGGAUUGAUGUCGACAGCCGAGUCACAGUUGGCUGUGCUGGUGCAGUCCUUGCCUACAUCCACCGCAAACGCGCGGCAACCUUCUUGCCUGGUGAUGUUGCAGCUCAGACGAUGCAUCGCAUCUCAACCAUAGAGAUGUUUACACUCGCUGGAUCCAUGUUCGUCAAUGCCGAUACAUUGCUUUCUUUGCAGAUUAUCCAGUCAGAGUCGCAUCCUCAUUCGCAUAACCAAGGUCCUGCAAAGGCGAACUCUGGUUCAAAAGAAGGCUUGUCCGUCUACGGUCUGUUCCACACGCUCGCACGAACUCCUCAGGGCAAGCUUCUGCUACGACAGUACUUCCUUCGACCGAGUACGAAUUCUGAAGUCAUCAACGAGCGACUUGACAGCAUCAGCUUUCUACUUCGCACUGAGAAUACAGAACAAAUGGAUACUCUAGUCAAAAAUUUGAGCAGCAUCAAGAACAUGAGAACGGUCAUGAUCAAUCUUCGUAAAGGUAUCAAUGGAAACGGACCAAGUCAAAGAUGCCCAUCGAAUUCUAUUUGGGCUGGGAUACGUUUAUUUGCAUACCAUGCCUUGCAGAUCAAAGAUUGCUUCCAGGGCGUCAUCGGAGGAGACUGGCUUGUAAUCCGAAACAAAGUCAUGGAGCACUUCCAUGGUAUCCAACUUGCUGAGGUGGGCAAAAGUAUCACUGAGAUCAUCGAUUUCGAGCUCUCCCGUGAUAAUUGCCGCAAUGUUGUCAGGCAAGGAGUGGAUCACGAUCUUGAUGAGCUCAAACGGACCUAUGAAGGACUCGAAAGUCUUCUCGUGCAGGUCGCCCAGCACGUGGCGCAAUCGGUACCUGAAGAGUUGGACGCAAACAUCAAUGUUGUCUUCUUUCCUCAAAUCGGAUUCCUGAUUGCAAUCCCUCAAGAUCCAAUCACUGGUCACGGCAUCUUUGAAGGACCCGAAGACGCUCCUUGGGAAAAGGUGUUCACCACCGAGGAGUUUGCCUACUAUAAGAAUGAGAAUGUCAUUGAGAUGGACUCGUACUUUGGUGACAUAUAUGAACGCAUCUGCGACCGAGAGAUUGAGAUCAUUCACGAACUCGCGGAGAAGAUCCUACAGUACGAAGAUCUUCUCACAUCUGCGUCUGAUAUUUGUGCUGAGAUUGACUGCAUCAUGGCUCUGGCGCAGGGGGCCAGGAAUCACAAUCUCGUACGACCACGAUUGACAGAAUCUAAUAUUCUGGACAUCAGAGGUGGAAGACACAUUUUGCAAGAGAAGGUCGUGCCAAACUUCAUCCCGAAUGACACUCUUCUCGCGGGUGGUGAGGGCGAGUCAGCAAAUGAUCAACAGGAGAUAUCAUCUGUUGGCCCUCAAUACCGUACCGAGGAUGGUAGUGUUGUUCCGAGUAUGAUUUUGGUGACAGGACCGAAUUUCUCGGGUAAGAGUGUCUACCUCAAACAGGUGGCCAUCAUUGUCUUUAUGGCUCAUGUUGGAAGCUUCGUGCCAGCGACGAGAGCGGACAUUGGCCUCACAGACAAGAUCAUGACACGCGUGGCCACUCGAGAAAGUGUAUCUAGAAAUCAAAGCGCGUUCAUGAUUGAUCUGCAGCAGAUAUCGGUAGCGCUGAACUUGGCCACUAAUCGGAGCUUGCUGAUCAUUGAUGAGUUUGGCAAGGGUACUGAUUCUCAUGAUGGUGCGGGACUGGCUGCUGGAGUCUUCAACCAUUUGCUUGAGAGGGGAGACCAAUGUCCCAAAAUUCUCGGUGCCACACACUUCCAUGAGAUAUUCGAAAGCGGCUUCCUACUUCCCCAUGAGCGUCUAGCUUUCGGUCACUUUGAAGUGCGUGUAGACCCCCAGUCACAGCAGAUCGAUGAGCAAUUGACCUAUCUCUACAACUACAAACAAGGACGCAGCAACAACAGUUAUGGUACGGUAUGCGCAGCUUUGAACGGUAUACCGUCAGACAUUACAAACAGAGCCGAAAAACUCGUUCUCCUUGCUGCAAGAGGAGAAGACCUGGUCGCAGCAUGUGCGGUGUUAUCUGAGAGUGAGACAAAGGAUCUCGAGGAAGCGGAGGACAUUGCCAAAGCCUUCUUCACCAUGCAAGUUUCCGACGACCCUAAAGAGUCUCUGAAGGAGUUGCUUGGCAUCAAAUGA
Aureobasidium namibiae CBS 147.97 is the source of this 2529-nucleotide messenger RNA. Its product is annotated as mismatch repair protein 5. The record is from RefSeq and is a predicted model, not a curated record. Gene Ontology annotation, biological process: chiasma assembly; mismatch repair. The transcript has 11 exons. Gene Ontology annotation, cellular component: nucleus. Bases 1 to 2529 code for a protein of 842 amino acids. Gene Ontology annotation, molecular function: ATP-dependent DNA damage sensor activity; ATP binding; mismatched DNA binding. Lineage: Eukaryota; Fungi; Ascomycota; Dothideomycetes; Dothideales; Saccotheciaceae.